Cladophialophora immunda is the source of this 1521-nucleotide messenger RNA. RefSeq lists its product as uncharacterized. The coding region runs from base 1 to 1521 and encodes 506 amino acids. The record is from RefSeq and is a predicted model, not a curated record. Gene Ontology annotation, cellular component: plasma membrane. The transcript is spliced from 2 exons. NCBI's taxonomy places the organism in Eukaryota, Fungi, Ascomycota, Eurotiomycetes, Chaetothyriales, Herpotrichiellaceae. Gene Ontology annotation, biological process: ammonium transmembrane transport. Gene Ontology annotation, molecular function: ammonium channel activity.
AUGUCGCCCAGUCACGCAGCCAGCUAUCGUGCCCAGCGCCGCUGGGACGCCGACACCCUCGUUGCGCCCGACUGGCUCAACAAUGGCGACAAUGCUUGGCAGCUGACGGCUGCCACACUCGUCGGACUCCAAUCUGUCCCGGGCCUGAUGGUCAUGUAUGCUGGAUUGGUGAAAAAGAAGUGGGCCAUCAACUCGGCAUUCAUGGUCCUUUACGCCUUUGCCGCCGUCCUCAUUUGUUGGGUGGUUUACGCGUACCGGGCCGCUUUUGGCAAGCAGAUGUUGCCAUUCGUCGGUGUCCCCGGCCCUGCUGUCGAGAUGAACUACGAAUUGAAGCAGGCGUUCUUGCCAGAGGCUGGCCUCUCGGCAGCAUAUCCUAUGAGCACCAUGGUUUAUUUCCAGUUCGUCUUCGCGGCCAUCACAGUGGUUCUUAUCGCAGGCGCAGCCCUGGCAAGAAUGAACUUCCUGGCCUGGAUGGUUUUUGUGCCACUUUGGUUGACUCUGAGCUACACUGUGGGUGCGUUCAGCAUCUGGGGAGGUGGCUUCUUGUUCGACAUGGGUGUCUUGGAUUACUCGGGAGGGUAUGUCAUCCACGUCUCGUCCGGCACAGCGGGAUGGGUUCUGGCAUACUGGGUCGGCCCUCGACAUCCUCGCGAUCGCACCGAAUUUCACCCGAACAACGUUCUGCUGGCACUUGUGGGCGUCGGGCUCCUCUGGCUCGGCUGGAACGGCUUCAACGGUGGUGAUCCGUAUACCGCUUCGCCCGAUGCUGGUGCCGCCGUGCUCAAUACCAAUGUGUGCACGGCAAUGAGCAUGUUGACCUGGACCAUUAUGGACCUCAUUUUUUUCAAGAAACCAGCCGUCAUUGGAGCCAUUCAAGGCAUCAUCACGGGCCUUGUCGCAAUCACGCCUGCCGCCGGGUUUGUUGCAGGAUGGGGUGCGAUUAUCAUUGGCUUUUUCUCUGGUGUGAUCCCGUGGAUAUCAAUGAACAUCCUGGGCAAGCAAAGGUGGUUCCUCGAAUUCUCCGACGACGUGGUGGGAGAUUUCCAUACGCAUUUGGUUGGUGGUAUUGUUGGGGGCUUCUUGACCGGACUCUUCGCUACGAGCGAGGGCACUGCAGCCUUUGCCCUUGCUCCGUCUGGUGGUGCAAUCGAUGGAAACGGACGACAAGUAUGGGUCCAGAUUGUCGGCUUCCUCUUCAUCAUUGGGUGGAACCUGUUCUGGACCAGCGCCAUCUGCCUAUUCAUCAAAUACGUCAUGAGAAUUCCCCUGAGAUACAACGAGGACCAACUGCUCAUUGGUGAUGGUGAAGUCCACGGCGAACUCCCGUACGCCUUCUUCCACGAUGGACGACAUGAAUACGACGUCCAUUAUGGCAAACCCAAUGAAGACGUGGAGAAGCGUGCGGGUGUAUUGCAGGGCGUGGACGCCGCAGGACAUAUUGACAGCUCGGAGGCGGAAGCGGCAAGCGGCAGUGGCAGCGCCAGUGGUAAUGGGACGAGCAAAGCCACCAAGCAGGCAUAG